CCGGAGUCCGGGAGCGGUUCCUGCGCAUGCGCGCUGCGGGCUCCGGGCCUCCCGGCCUAAGGCGGAGGAGCAGGCAAGAUGGCGGCCGUGGUGGAAAAUGUCGUGAAGCUCCUGGGGGAGCAGUACUACAAGGACGCCAUGGAGCAGUGCCACAACUACAACGCCCGCCUCUGUGCCGAGCGCAGCGUGCGCCUGCCCUUCCUGGACUCCCAGACGGGGGUGGCUCAGAGCAACUGUUACAUCUGGAUGGAAAAGCGGCACCGGGGCCCAGGGUUAGCUUCUGGGCAGCUGUACUCCUACCCUGCCCGGCGAUGGCGAAAAAAGCGGCGAGCCCACCCUCCUGAGGACCCCAGGCUUUCCUUCCCAUCUAUUAAACCAGACACGGACCAGACCCUAAAGAAGGAGGGGCUCAUCUCUCAGGAUGGCAGUAGUUUAGAGGCCCUGCUGCGCACUGACCCCCUGGAGAAACGAGGUGCCCCUGACCCCCGAGUUGACGAUGACAGCCUGGGCGAGUUCCCUGUGACCAACAGUCGAGCAAGGAAGCGCAUCCUGGAGCCCGACGACUUCCUCGACGACCUUGAUGAUGAGGACUACGAAGAAGACACUCCUAAGCGCCGGGGCAAAGGGAAGUCCAAGGGUAAAGGUGUGGGCAGUGCCCGCAAGAAGCUGGAUGCUGCCAUCCUGGAGGACCGCGACAAGCCCUAUGCCUGUGACAAUAGUUUCAAACAAAAGCAUACCUCGAAAGCGCCCCAGAGAGUUUGCGGAAAGCGUUACAAGAACCGGCCGGGUCUCAGCUACCACUACGCCCACUCGCACUUGGCCGAGGAGGAGGGCGAGGACAAGGAAGACUCGCAGCCGCCCACCCCUGUCUCCCAGCGCUCUGAAGAGCAGAAAUCUAAGAAGGGCCCUGACGGACUGGCCCUGCCCAACAACUACUGCGACUUCUGCCUGGGGGACUCCAAGAUCAACAAGAAAACCGGGCAGCCCGAGGAGCUGGUGUCCUGCUCCGACUGUGGCCGCUCAGGGCACCCGUCCUGCCUCCAGUUCACCCCGGUGAUGAUGGCAGCAGUGAAGACCUACCGCUGGCAGUGCAUCGAGUGCAAGUGCUGCAACAUCUGCGGCACCUCUGAGAACGACGACCAGCUGCUCUUCUGUGAUGACUGCGACCGCGGCUACCAUAUGUACUGCCUCACUCCGUCCAUGUCGGAGCCCCCUGAAGGAAGCUGGAGCUGCCACUUGUGUCUGGACCUGUUGAAGGAGAAAGCGUCCAUCUACCAGAACCAGCACUCCUGAUGGGUGCCCCGCUCCCCACACCUAGGCUCCCCUCUUCCUCUCUCAUCUUUCAUCCCCACCUUGCCCUUCUUCCUCCUCUUUCAUCAGUCCAGAGAACCUUGGGGUGGUCGUGCCAACCUGCCUUUGGCAGCGGCAAACUGAGGUGGCAGCUGUAAGUGCCCAAGGGGAGAACACACUGGGCACUGCCCCAAGUUAUCUGGGCAUUGCUUCUGGGCUCCCCAGAAGGGCAUUCACUCUGCCUGCCUCAGGCCCGGCCCCCGAGAAAGGGUGGGAGAGCAGCGCACCUCCCUUUCCUCUGCCUCCAUCCCGUCGACCUGGGCUGUCAAUCCAGGCAGGGCAAGCAGGCCCAGGCCGUGCCCGCAGGUGCCCCUCGCCCACUGUGCUGCUUACUCAGCCUCGGCUCUGCCGCCUCCCCAGCUCACUGCAGCCCUGCGGUCUGCUCCCUAGGAUCCUUGGCUGGGCCGGGAUGCUCUGGGUCACCCCUGGCUCUGCACCUCCACCCCCGCAGGGAGCAGUAGCUUCAUCAGACUCCUCCUGCUCACCUGGGUCGCGCUCACAGGCGACCGCAGCAUUUGCCACCUUGGAACUUGCUAUCUUCUGCCCUUCUCCUUAUUCCUUGGGCUUUGUGGGGAUGGGGGAACGUCGGGGCCAGGGCAGCGACUAGGGGGGCCACAGGGAGAUGUUGGAUAAUGUGCCUGUUUUUUAACUCGAUGAAAAAGCCUACCUCCGAAAUCCCCUUUUCGUUCUUCCUGGACCCGGGCGUUCAGCUCCUGCCCGUAACCCAGUGGGAAGUUCCGCUGGCUCCUGGCUCCCAGAAGCGCCUGGACGGCGCCUUCUUCCCUUGCACACUCGAGCAGCUGGUAAGGCCUCGCACCCCGGUUCCAUGUUCCGCCUGGUAACACUGACAAAGUCGUAGGGGUCAGUCCUCCCAGCGCCCCCUGGAGCGGCGUGCCCUCAGCGAUGGCCAGGCCCUCAUUCACUCGUUGCUUUGGAGUUGAAGUGUCUUUUUCUUUCUUUCUUUCUUUCUUUGGUCCCUGUACUCUACAUUAGUACAAAUAAACGUUUUUACACAGA
Suncus etruscus (white-toothed pygmy shrew) is the source of this 2367-nucleotide messenger RNA. RefSeq names its product double PHD fingers 2 (gene DPF2). The record is from RefSeq and is a predicted model, not a curated record. The transcript has 12 exons. Gene Ontology annotation, biological process: nervous system development. Bases 79 to 1293 code for a protein of 404 amino acids. Gene Ontology annotation, cellular component: nBAF complex. Lineage: Eukaryota; Metazoa; Chordata; Mammalia; Eulipotyphla; Soricidae.